Messenger RNA from Penicillium antarcticum, 882 nucleotides. RefSeq lists its product as uncharacterized. Gene Ontology annotation, molecular function: protein binding. NCBI's taxonomy places the organism in Eukaryota, Fungi, Ascomycota, Eurotiomycetes, Eurotiales, Aspergillaceae. The transcript is spliced from 4 exons. The coding region runs from base 1 to 882 and encodes 293 amino acids. The record is from RefSeq and is a predicted model, not a curated record. Gene Ontology annotation, biological process: protein folding in endoplasmic reticulum. Gene Ontology annotation, cellular component: EMC complex.
AUGGCAGGUUCCAUCUCCGAUAUCCGCAACAUCAAUGGGUCGGAUCUGAUCUCCGCCCUUCAUCUUGCUCAACAAGCACCGACAAUCCUUGGCCAGGAGUCUCAGUCCAAAUCCUCGACGGCGUCUGCGGAUACCGCAGAGUACUAUGCACGGAUAGAGCAACUUCUACUGGCUUGUCUUCGGACGGGAGAUGACCAGUCAGCACAGGCCUGUCUCAAUCAGCUCAGCCUUCGAUUUGGACCAUCAAAUGAAAGGAUCAUGGGACUACGAGGGCUGUUUGAAGAAGCAACCGCCAAGGAUCAUUCAGCACUAGAGAAAUGCUUGCAGGAAUACGAUCAAAUCUUGUCACAGAGUCCAGUGAAUGUACCUAUUCUGAAGCGCAGGGUUGCGCUGCUGCGGUCGCUCAACCGGUCAUCUGACGCAAUCUCGGCUCUUAUUCAACUUCUCGAUGCCAUUCCCACUGACGCGGAAGCCUGGUGUGAACUGGCGGACUUAUACCAGUCACAGGGGUUGAGCUCACAGGCUAUCUUUAGCCUUGAGGAGGCCUUGCUCAUUGCGCCCAACUCUUGGAAUAUCCAUGCACGUCUGGGUGAGCUGUUAUACAUCGAUGGGGACGCACUACAGAGGUCGGUACAGCACUUUUCCCGAAGUAUUGAGCUUUGCGACGACUACUUGCGGGGGUUCUACGGGUUGACGUUGGCUUCAUCCCGGAUGCUUGAGAAAUCCAAUGGAUCUAUACCCAAGCAAACCCUGGAGCGUCUCAAGGCAUUUGGUUUACUCAAGUUGGGCGAGAUUGUCAAGUCACGAUCAGUCGAUGACCAACAUUGGGCAUCCAGUCGCAGUGAACUGAUUGCAGCCAAAGAACUAUUGAAUCGAUUCUAA